AGCGUUGCCUGUCGGUUGUGAGCAGACUGUCCAAUGCAAAUGCCGCCGCGAUGAGUUCGCGGUUAGUGCUCUGUCUUGGAGAUCUCUUCAUACCAGACAGAGCUCCUGAUAUUCCCGCCAAGUUUAAGAAACUUCUCACCCCAGGCAAGAUCGGCCAGAUACUCUGCCUAGGCAAUCUCACCGACCGCAAGACGCACGAAUUCCUCCGCAAUCUCGCUCCAGAGCUACACCUCGUCAAGGGCGACUUUGACUGUGAUCCGCAGUCUGCCUCUCUUGCUCUUUCCAAGGUUGUCACUCAUGGCCCUUUGCGCGUAGGCUUCACGCAUGGCCAUACAAUAAUACCUCCCGGAGAUGGCGAUGCUUUGUUGAUAGCCGCCAGGCAGAUGGAUGUCGAUAUCUUGCUGUGGGGCGGUAGCCAUAGAUUCGAGGCGUACGAGAUGGAGGGCAAGUUUUUUGUGAGCCCAGGAAGUGCGACAGGCGCUAUGGGGACGGGAUGGUGGGCCGAAGGGGAAGAGCCGAUACCGAGUUUUGUGCUUAUGGACUUCCAAGGUGACGUCGUGGUCUUUUACGUAUAUCAGCUGAAGAAGGAUGACAAUGGCGUGGAAAAUGUCAGUGUCGAAAAGGUUUCAUUCCGCAAAGGCGGUAAUGGACAAUAGUUCCAUGUAAGGAUAACAACAGUUUGCUUUUGACUCUUCGCUUCCAAACAUUCUUUACAUGUUUCGUGACUGCUGUCAAAAUCUCAGUCUCGACGUAACUCUGCAUCCUCACGUAGAAGUCCCGGAAGUCAAAGAAACGGCAAAGUUACAAGCGGACGGGGCCACAUCGAGCAGAGCCAAGCUUACUCUCCGUCCCGUUCUGACUAAUAUACAGGACAGCUUGAUUGGAAAAACACAUGGAUGGCUGGCAGCGCUUUCGGAAACUUAUGUUGAAACAGGAAAAAAGCUCAAGCAAAGCGGAGAGCGUCGAGCUGAAUUUGUAUUGAUUUUAGUUAUAGAUACUACUGAUGCAGUUUGUUCGAAACUCAAAUUGGCGCC
Messenger RNA from Verruconis gallopava, 1034 nucleotides. RefSeq lists its product as uncharacterized. NCBI's taxonomy places the organism in Eukaryota, Fungi, Ascomycota, Dothideomycetes, Venturiales, Sympoventuriaceae. The coding region runs from base 51 to 656 and encodes 201 amino acids. Gene Ontology annotation, biological process: retrograde transport, endosome to Golgi; intracellular protein transport. The transcript is spliced from 4 exons. The record is from RefSeq and is a predicted model, not a curated record. Gene Ontology annotation, cellular component: retromer complex; endosome.